Messenger RNA from Telopea speciosissima, 1850 nucleotides. Its product is annotated as protein DETOXIFICATION 48-like. Gene Ontology annotation, molecular function: xenobiotic transmembrane transporter activity; antiporter activity. Gene Ontology annotation, biological process: xenobiotic detoxification by transmembrane export across the plasma membrane. The record is from RefSeq and is a predicted model, not a curated record. The transcript has 2 exons. Lineage: Eukaryota; Viridiplantae; Streptophyta; Magnoliopsida; Proteales; Proteaceae. Gene Ontology annotation, cellular component: membrane. Bases 1 to 1758 code for a protein of 585 amino acids.
AUGUGUAACCAAAAGCCAUCAUCAUCAUCAUCUCCCUCUUCAUUUGUUUCUGAUCCUAACAAAACCCAUUUCUUAAAUCCUAACAAAACCAUAGAUCCCAUCACAGAUGGAGAAGAAGUAGAAGAAGAAGAAGAAAACCUCCAUAGAUGGCCAACUACUUCUGAGGCAAUGGAAGAAAUCAAAGCUAUAGGAAAGAUAUCAGGUCCAACAGUUCUCACGGGUUUACUCUUAUACUCCAGAGCUGUAAUAUCCAUGCUUUUCUUAGGUUACCUCGGAGAACUAGAACUAGCAGGUGGAUCACUCUCCAUCGGUUUCGCAAACAUCACCGGCUACUCCGUCAUUUCCGGUUUAGCCAUGGGAAUGGAACCCAUUUGUGGUCAAGCAUAUGGUGCUAAACAAUGGAAACUUCUUGGUUUAACACUUCAAAGAACAGUUCUUCUCCUCUUAACAACUUCAAUUCCUAUAUCAUUCAUGUGGCUUAACAUUAAAAGAAUCCUCUUAUGGUGUGGCCAAGAUGAAACCAUCUCAUCUGUGGCCCACCUUUUCAUCAUCUUCUCUAUACCUGACCUUUUCUUUCUCUCUCUCCUCCACCCUCUUCGAAUCUAUCUUAGAACUCAAAACAUCACUUUACCUCUCACUUACUGCUCAGCAAUCUCUGUUCUUCUCCAUAUUCCUUUAAAUUUCUUACUUGUGGUUCAUCUCAAGAUGGGUGUAGCAGGUGUAGCUAUAGCCAUGGUUUGGACUAAUCUAAAUCUGUUUCUCUUCUUAUCUGCUUUUGUUUACUUCUCCGGCGUGCACAGGAACUCAUGGGUGGGACCCAGUAUCGAUUGUUUAAGAGGUUGGUCGACGUUGUUAAGCCUAGCCGUACCCACAUGUGUUUCGGUGUGUUUGGAGUGGUGGUGGUAUGAGCUUAUGAUAAUGUUAUGUGGAUUGCUUGUUAAUCCUAAAGCUACCAUUGCUUCAAUGGGGAUUCUAAUUCAGACAACCUCAUUGGUUUACGUCUUCCCUUCAGCUCUCAGUUUAGGGGUGUCGACAAGGAUAGGUAAUGAGCUCGGCGCAAACCGGCCGGCGAAAGCCCGUAUCGCUAUGAUCGUGUCGUUAGUUUGCGCGGUUGGGGUGGGCCUUGCUGCUAUGUUAUUCACAACGUUGAUGAGGUACAGAUGGGGAAAGUUUUUUACUAAUGACGCUGAGAUUAUUGAGUUGACAGCAAUGGCGUUGCCUAUAGCAGGGUUGUGUGAGUUGGGGAAUUGCCCACAAACUACUGGGUGUGGGGUGUUAAGAGGAAGUGCAAGACCCACCAUAGGAGCUAAUAUUAAUUUGGGUUCUUUCUAUUUAGUUGGUAUGCCUGUGGCUAUUUUAAUGGGUUUUGGAGCUAAAAUGGGAUUUCCUGGGCUUUGGAUUGGGUUGCUUGCGGCUCAAGCUACAUGUGCUUUACUUAUGGUGUAUGUGUUAGUUACCACAGAUUGGGUGGUUCAAGUGGAGAGAGCAAGGCAACUCACUUCUUCUUCUUCUACUUCUUCUUCUAAUUCUAACUCUUUGUGUACUUCAGUUUCAUCAUCAAACAAGGAAGUAUUUAACAAGAAAGUUGUUAAUUUGGAGGAGAUUUUGUGCAUUAGUGAUGAGUUAAUAUUGAAGUCAGCUUCAGUGGAGAGUAUGGAGACAGGGACAGAUCAGAAAGACAGAGACACAGACACAGACACAGAGACAGAGACAGAGACAGACCCUCUUAUUUCUCCAACUAAAGUCAUUGUGAAUUAGUAAAUAAGAAAAGUGUAGUUGUUUAAUUUUUCGUUUACUUUUGGGAUUGGGUUUUAUUAGAGGAAUGAUUUGGGGAAAGAAUUGAUUGGAAU